Camellia sinensis is the source of this 542-nucleotide messenger RNA. The record is from RefSeq and is a predicted model, not a curated record. NCBI's taxonomy places the organism in Eukaryota, Viridiplantae, Streptophyta, Magnoliopsida, Ericales, Theaceae.
AUGGGAUUAGGAAUACCCUUCAAUGAGGGGAGUAGCAAUCCCAUGGUGGAGGUGGAAACAAAGCAAAGGACCCCUUUGAAAUUUCUGUUUCCCCUAAUUUAUGCUCCUGUUCUUCCUCUCAUUCGAAUUCAAUUGCGACAUAACCCUGUUUUGAGGGACCGUUUGUUCACUGUUGUGCUUGCUGGGGCAUUUGCUCGUGGCUUUUACUUGAUAUCAGAUCUCUACGAUAUCGAGAGCAAAUGAACCUGCAGAUGGUGGCUCGAGAAAACCAUGGCUUACAGCUAUUCUGAAACAUCUUCCAGUUUGCAGAUAUCAUAUGCGGCUUGAUACUCCGGCUACAACUUGAGACAUUAAAGACAUUUUUGAGGGUAACAGGGACUGUUCCUAUCACCACAAGAGCACAAGAUCUUCUAUUUCAAAAUUAUUUGUCUAAGUCUGAUGCAAUUACAAUCACAUAAUUUAAUUGCCAAUUUUAAAAAUCAGAUCAUGGGACAGGAUUCCACCUGGCCUACCCUUCUAGGCACGUAAUGUUUUCAAAAAUU